Messenger RNA from Phyllopteryx taeniolatus (common seadragon), 3339 nucleotides. RefSeq names its product platelet endothelial cell adhesion molecule. NCBI's taxonomy places the organism in Eukaryota, Metazoa, Chordata, Actinopteri, Syngnathiformes, Syngnathidae. The record is from RefSeq and is a predicted model, not a curated record. Bases 151 to 1629 code for a protein of 492 amino acids. The transcript is spliced from 14 exons.
GGCUGAUAGAUGAUAGCGCACCUUUCAUCUGACUCUUCAAUUCCUUCUUAUUGUAACUGUCAUUUUCUGUGAAACUGUCAGAACUCAUGCCUCAUGCUAUAUUAUUACAAAACAGCAUAAAAGAGAUUUUCCUCAAUAUAUUCUUCAAGAAUGUUUCCAUACCUUCCUGUGGGCAUGCUUUUGGCGUCAUACUACUGCAGCAAAGGAGACAGUAGGACAUUGGGACAGCCAGAGUUGUUUGGCCCUUCAGUGGCUUUAGUGAAUGACGUUGCUGACUUUAAUUGUCAACUGUUGAUUUACCCAAAGAAUGCAACUAUCCUGCUGGAGUUGUUCAAGGAGGGAAAUCGCAACAAGUUGCUGGGGUUCGACAUUUCCAAUGUUGCCUCGUUCCCCAUUCUUAUCAGAACUUUUCAUGAGGGCGACCUGGAGUGUGUGGCCAGAGCACUGAACUAUUCUCAAGUGGAGCCCACUGUCAGCUAUACGCACAACCUCAAGGUCAUUGAGCCAGUUGCAGGUGCAGAGGUCAUCAUUCAAUCCGGUUCAGAUGAGUUUUUUGAGGGGACGACACUGGAGCUGCAGUGUACUCUUACAGCUGGAACUCAUGUUUCUUACAAGUGGCUAGUAAAUGGUCAGCCUUUCUCACAAUCACAACUCCACUAUGCUACAAAUAACCAGCUUUUCAUCUACAGAACCACCUCUGCCGACAGCGGCUCAUACAUGUGUGUUGCUACAAACCACUAUGACACAAGAGUCUUCACAUCAAACAGCUCAGAAGUGGAAAUCACAGUCAAAGACAUGGUGUCAAACCCUGACAUUUCCUUCAAGGUGCUAAAGGAGGAUUCCUACAACUAUUUUGCUGUGGUCACCUGCCAGUCCACCAGGGGGACACUGCCCAUCACCUUUUCCCUCCACAACAGGACAGAAUUGGCUUUCAGUAUGACAGUUAAUGAGACAAAAGCAACCUUCAAGGUUCCAUUUGUUUUGAGCACACAGCUAGGAUGCCUCCGGUGCCAAGCCAAUAAUGGCAAUGAGGAUGCGUUCAGUCAGUGGUUGCCCUUACAAGUUGUAAGUGUUAGUGGGCCAGUGAUGAUGCACUAUGACUAUGAAAUUGGAAAAAACUAUGCUGUAAUUGGCCAGAGAUUCUACUGCAAGGCGACGAAGGGAUCUCAUCCACGGUACCAGUGGUUCCUCAACCAAACUCUUCUCCAAGGUCGAGGAAGCUUUUACUACACGGUCAAUCAGCCACCAGACCAGUCCAUCCUCCUGCUGUCUGUAGGGAGGAGCAGUGCAGGGACGUACCAUUGUGAAGUGUCUGACAUCUUUGACAACACCACUGCCAUCAGCAGCAAAAAACAAUAUAUAGACGAAAAGGUGGUCAAUCGUCUCCCUGUUUCUGUGGUGGCUGUUGUUUUUGGAUGCUUCACUUUCUUGGUUCUCCUGGUCUCUGCCUGUUGUUUCGAUGGAGUGUUUAGGACAAGAAAGAGUGGAGAAAAUUCCCUUGUGAGUCAGGAGAUGGAGACAUUUGCUGCAGACGAGGAUGAGCUGGAAAUUUCAGAGUAUCACGAGGAUGAUGAUGUGGUGAGGUCAGCCAGAUGUGAUGAAUUAGAUUGGGAGCAUUGCCCGAUGUGAACCAUGCCUCGCAUAAAAGAACUCCCAUAAGACCCACAAAUGAAGUAUUGUUAACUGGCAUGAAGCUGAAAAUGGUUCCAAAAGUAUCUUUAAAAGCCUUGAUGUCCACGAUAACAGAGACUGUCUCCGAAUGAAGAUAGUUCAGCACUGCUACUCUCCCUAGCAGUGGCCGCCCUGUAAACAUGACUGCAAGAAGAAAGUGCAGAAUUCUCAAUGAGGUAAAGAACGUCUGGCUAACAUGUCUUUUGACAAAUCUAUGAUCAGUAAAAUAUUGAGAAUGAAUGUCAUUGGAGGACAACAUGAGCCACUGCUGUUUGAAAAAAACAUUGCUACAGGUCGGACGUUUGCAAAAGAGCACCUGGAUAUUCCAUGGCGCCACUGGCAAAGUUGAAACUAAAGUUGAGUUGUUUGGAAGGAACGCAACACUAUGCACCGCACACCAACAUCAAAACGUCAUCCCAAUUGUGGAGUAGGAUUGUGGGAACAUCAUGGUUUGGGACUGUUUUGCUGCCUCAGAGCCUGAAUGCAUUGCUAUCAUCUAUGGGAAAAAACUUUAUCAAGACAUUUAGCAGGAGAACUCUCUGUUAAUUGAGGUUCAACAGAGGAUGGGUGGUGCAACAGGAAAACCAGCCGAAGUACAGGAGUAUAUUAACAAUUGAAUUGCUUCUACAGGAGAAAAUGGGUCUGCUGGAGCGUCCCAGUCAGAGUCCACAUUUCAACCCUCAAGAGAACGAUUCACACCAGACAUCCCAAGAAUAUUGCUAAACUGAAACAGUUUUGUACCUAGGAAUGGUCCAAAAUUCCUCCUGACCAUUGUGCAGGUCUAAUCUGCAACUAUAGAAAAUGUUUCCUUAUGGUUAUUGCUGCCAAAUGAAGCUCAAUCAGUUAUUAAAUUGAAAGGCUCACAUAUUUUUUUCACCCUGUGCUGCGAUGUUUACAUGUUGUGUUCAGUGAAAACAUAUAUAAUGUCUUGUCAUGUAUCAGUUUAAGAAAAUUGUAUUUGUCUAAUGUUGUAACUUACAUGAAGAGCAGAUGACAUUUUACGACCAAUUUAUACAGAAAUCCAGUACAGUAAUUUCAAAGGGAUCGUAUAUUUGCAACUGUAAAUGUCACCAGGAAGUUACUCCAACAAAGUGGCCUCUUUUGUUUACUGAGUGUGUGUUGUUGUCAGGUAUCAGAAACCUUUAAAGAUGAUGGGAUGUUUGUUGUUGAACCAGCUGAUGAGCCCUGAGGGACCAAACUGCUGUUUUUGUCCCCCUUUUCUUUUUCCCCACAAAACAAAAUAGUCACUUAAGGGAGCAUCUGUUUCGCAGUCAAAUGGAUCAGUUUGUGGUGUGAAACUGUGGAACAGUAUGAGUGAGGAAUUAAAGCAAUGCCCAAACAUUAACCAAUUUUUUAAAAUUCAUAAAAAAUAUGCUGCACACAGGGUAUGGGUAUGGAGGGCAGGCAGUAUAGAUGUACAGCAUUAACUGUGUAUAUAGGAAAAAACUAUUGUGUAUGUGGGGGUGUACACAUAAUUUAUGUAAAGUGUUUAUUUGUGAUAUAUAUGUAUUGGUAUAGGUAUGCAUGUAUGUACAGUGGGGCAAAAAAGUAUUUAGUCAGUCACCAAUUGUACAAGUUCUCCUACUUAAAAAGAUGAGAGAGGCCUCUGAUUUUCAUCAUAUGUCACCUAUGAAGACACAAAAUGAGAAAAGAAAAUCCCAAAAAUCA